Chironomus riparius is the source of this 749-nucleotide messenger RNA. Lineage: Eukaryota; Metazoa; Arthropoda; Insecta; Diptera; Chironomidae. The record is from the annotation of a GenBank genome assembly.
GUUCAAUGAAAGUCCAGUUUUUGUAAUUAUUGUGAUAAUUUAUUUUUAAUUAAAGGUUUAAUAGAGUUAUAAUAAUAAAAUGAGCUCUAAGUCAAGUUCCAAGAAUAAAAAUAAAAUGCCAUUCUCAUGGAGGCAAAGUAACAACUCUGAAAGAUUUCCUAAGCAAGCCGUCCAAGGUGGAACAGACGUUGGGGGACAUGAAAUUUUCGUUGGUCGUGCGAUGCACUGCGAUAUCAUGCUGCCUGCAAAAAUAAUUCCAGUCACACAUAGUGCUUCUGUUUCCUAUAAUGGUUCCGAGAUUCCAGUUCAUAACUAUGAAGUGCUGACAGGAAGAGCGAGAAGUUUUAAAUGGAUCCCAGCUUCAGAUGGAAAUGUUGCUCCCGGUGCCAUCUCUGUUGGUGAAUAUGGAAAUGAGCAUUUAUUCAUCGGUCGAGCUCCAUAUCAAAGUUCAAUGACAAUCGGAAAAAUCCAUCCAUCUCAUCGUGUCUUGUACAUUCCAUUUGGUGGAUACGAAGUUCCAUUUCAGCAUUAUGAGGUUCUUGUCUGUGCUCAAAAAGACAAAAACAAGAAAGACAGGAAGAAUAAGAAGAAGCGUGGUUCAAGUUCUUCAAGUUCUUACACAUCUAGCUCUAGUGAUACGAAUGAUGUUAAGAGGAAAUAAAUUCAUAUCCUUAAAACUUGAUUUCAUAGAAUUUUACAAUAAAUUUUCAAAAAUAAAAUAAAUAUUAAUUUAAACCCUUCAAGAUUUA